Phialemonium atrogriseum is the source of this 957-nucleotide messenger RNA. Its product is annotated as trimeric LpxA-like protein. The record is from RefSeq and is a predicted model, not a curated record. The transcript has 3 exons. Bases 166 to 864 code for a protein of 232 amino acids. Gene Ontology annotation, molecular function: acetyltransferase activity. Lineage: Eukaryota; Fungi; Ascomycota; Sordariomycetes; Cephalothecales; Cephalothecaceae.
AAAUGUCGCGGCUCCACUUGCCAGCUAUAAAUUCGUCCCCUCGUUGAACGCCCCUAUGUUGUGUGUUGUACCUAUGUCCUUCCUCCUCUGCCUCCUUUUUGACCAAACGAACUGGAAGCCCAAUCUCUAUACCCAUUUCCCUUAGCCACACCGACCCUAACCGCCAUGGCCAAACAACAGAAGAACCCGGAGAUCAUUGAGCUAGCGCGGACCCUUCGGGGCACUCCUUGGUGUGAGGAGUAUGAGCGAAUGAUCUCUGGCAUGCUGUACAACCCGCUUCAUCCGAAGCUCUUAGAGGCACGGCAUGCCGCCCGGCAGGUCACCUACAGGUUCAACAAUCUCGAUCCCAAUUCCGGCAACCACGAGGAGGUCGGCGAGAAGCAAGCCAAGCUCCUCGCAGAGAUCCUCGGUAGCGUUGGCGAGGGGACCUUUAUCGAGCCGCCAUUCCUCCCGGAUUAUGGAUGCAAUGUCAAGAUUGGCAAGAAUUGCUUCUUCAACUUUGGAUUGACCAUCCUCGACACAAGCCUAGUCAUUAUCGGUGACCGGGUGCAGAUGGGACCUGGUGUGAACAUUUAUGGGGCCAGCCACGAAACUAGUGUACUGUCACGGAUAAAGUUCGUCGAGUUCGGCGACGUGGUCCGGAUUGAGGACGACUGUUGGAUAGGAGGGGGUGUCACGAUUCUGCCUGGCGUCACUAUCGGGCGAGGAACCACGGUAGGUGCUAACGCGGUGGUCACCAAGAGUAUUCCACCGUAUUCGGUGGCUCUCGGCGCACCGGCAAGGGUGGUCAAGAAGAUACAAUCUGUCGAGGAGGAGCUUGCAGACGAGAACAACCCCUACCGCAACAUGCCGGAUCGGGCGUAGAUAGUUAUGAACUAAGAGCCAUGAAUCAGGGAGUUGCAACUUAGAGAGUACGUACACAAUAUGAAUUGGGAUAGCUCAAGGUAAACAUGUCCC